AUGGAAAAGCUGGUUGCUUGUGUACAAAAAAAGCCAGAUGCUCUUUGUAGACUGAUUUGCUUUCCAUGGGCUGGAAGUGGAACUUCACAACUUGCUCAGUGGGGGAGACUCUUCGAUGACUCAGUUGAAGUGUUCUGUAUAAGGCUUCCUGGAAGAGAAACUCGUCUUGAAGAGCCUUUUGCAAAAGACAUGACAAGUGUAGUUAAUGAAAUUACAAGUGUUUUGUUAAAAGAAUUGAAAGAAAAACCAUUUGCAUUUUUUGGUCACAGUUUUGGAACUUACAUGAGUUUUGCCGUUGCACUUCAUCUGAAAAAAAAGUAUGGACUGGAGCCAGUCCAUCUUUUCAUGUCAGCAGCACAUUCCCCAAAUUCUGCAGCAUAUCUUGCUGUCCAAAGCAUAGUCCUACCUGAUGGACACAAUGACCUUCUUGCAAUUAUGGAGAUUCUAGGAGGAAAUUUUGAGCUUCCACUUGAUAAAGACCUUUGGAGAGAUACGGCGCUUACUUUCAAAGAAGACGCCAAACUUUUUCAGACGUGUUCAUUUGAGAAGACAGAAAUGAAUAGCCCCUUCUCCUGUGAUAUUACCUACUUUUGUGGGUCUGAUGAUAAAAUAUAUGAUGCAAAAGGUUGGCAAGAGCUAACGAGUGGAGAUACUUCCUUUUAUGAGCUUCCUGGAGAUCACCUUUAUCUGCUGAGACCCUCUAAUGAAAGCUUCUUGAUAAAACACAUGACAAGAAGCAUAGAAAAUGGUCUAUGAGUAUUUCUCUCAAUUUUAAUAGCAGAAUGUGUAAGGUUAGUCCACAGCAAUUUGUAAUAAAUCACUUCUUUCUCUACAUUGCAGUUAUGCCUCAAAGUUGUUCUCUUCCUCUGUAAUCCUUUAUAAGGGGGUGUUUUCCUGAUGUUUUGAAAACAAACAUUGGCUUUGGGUCUUAAAAAAGGUUUCAUCUUUUCCUUCUUCUCUUACAUGUGUACAAACU
Messenger RNA from Agelaius phoeniceus (red-winged blackbird), 976 nucleotides. RefSeq names its product oleoyl-ACP hydrolase (gene OLAH). Gene Ontology annotation, biological process: lipid biosynthetic process. NCBI's taxonomy places the organism in Eukaryota, Metazoa, Chordata, Aves, Passeriformes, Icteridae. The record is from RefSeq and is a predicted model, not a curated record.